Messenger RNA from Jatropha curcas, 3833 nucleotides. RefSeq names its product SUPPRESSOR OF AUXIN RESISTANCE 3 (gene SAR3). Gene Ontology annotation, cellular component: nuclear pore. NCBI's taxonomy places the organism in Eukaryota, Viridiplantae, Streptophyta, Magnoliopsida, Malpighiales, Euphorbiaceae. Gene Ontology annotation, biological process: nucleocytoplasmic transport. The record is from RefSeq and is a predicted model, not a curated record. Gene Ontology annotation, molecular function: structural constituent of nuclear pore.
GCUACCUUUCCUUGCACCGAUGGUGGGGUGGCGGCAUCACAGUCGUUAGUUUUUCCCUCUCUUUCUGCUGGGAUUUUCUUAAGAGAAAAAUAAAUUUCGAAAAAAUUAACCAGAUCCAGUAGGCCAGUUUUUCCCUCUCUCUGUGUUGGCCAGUCUUUGCCGCUGCAUACGGUACUAUACAUUACAGUCGCUCAAAUUUUAUAGCAGCUCAAAACAGAUCGACCAAAGACCGGAAGUUCCAGUUCAACUUUGCCGCGAUAAGGAGAACCCUAUACCCUCAAUUAUCUACUAUAUUCUCCAUUUUUUCGUCGACGAUCAUGGCGUCUCCUUCUCUACUCCCGGUUCCCGGGGUUUCCAAGGAACUUCAAAGUACAAUAACAAAUGCUCAUUUUGGCGCUUCUUAUGGAUUGGACUGUGAAAUAGGGGCUUCUAGUUUACAUGCCCAAUAUAAGAAAAGAAGAAUAUCACCAGAUAAUGACAAAUCAAGGGAGAUUUUCAGAAUUGCAUCUUCAUUACCAACCUUAUACUCGAGGGAAUACUACAUGGAACCUUCCUCGACUGAUUUGACUGCCAGAGAACUCAUGGAUCCUGGUUAUUGCAGUCGGGUUCCAGAUUUCACAGUUGGGAGAUUAGGUUAUGGAUGUGUCAAGUUUCUUGGGAUGACUGACAUUAGGUGGCUGGAUUUGGAUCAGAUUGUGAAGUUUCAUAGGCAUGAAAUAAUAGUUUAUGAAGAUGAAAACACGAAGCCUGCAGUUGGUCAGGGCCUUAACAAGGCCGCUGAAGUGACUUUGACUCUGCAGAUAAGAUCAUCAGAUUCCAAUAAGGGGAAACUAAAAAAUGUUGUGGAGAAAUUGAGGGAGAGUACAGAAAAGCAGGGGGCUCAUUUUAUAUCAUUUGAUCCAGCAAAUGGUGAGUGGAAGUUCUCAGUCUGCCAUUUCAGCAGAUUUGGAUUGUGUGAAGAUGAUGAGGAAGAUAUCACAAUGGAUGAUGUUGUAGCAGUUGAACAACCAGUUGAGAUGAAUGAUGGUGAGGCUCCUGAAACAAACGAAGAAACCCAAGUAGAAUUUGAACCCAGCGCACCUAUGCUUUAUCAUUCUCUUCCUGCACAUCUUGGGCUUGAUCCUGUAAAGAUGAAAGAGAUGAGGAUGUUAAUGUUCCCUGUAGAGGAAGAAGAAGAGGUUGGAAAUUUCAGUGCCCCUUCACGCCAGAAUCUGUCCUCUAGUAAAGAACACAUAAGGGAUCCUUUGCAUAAUUCCACUCAGAAAAUGAGCCAUAGAUCUAGCAUCCCUGUUGCAAGGAAAAUGCCGUUGGCUCUACUUGAGUAUAAUCCUGGUAGUUUUGAUUCUAGUUCCCAUGGAACAAUUUUGAUGGCCCAACAAAAUAAGGGCCUGCCUUUAAAGACAAUAAGAGGAGAAGGAUUUAAGCUGGACCUAAAACAUGAGACACCAAUAAUUGGAAGCCAUUCUCGCAACAUAGUUGAUGCUGGUUUAUUCAUGGGUAGGUCAUUUCGUGUAGGUUGGGGACCAAAUGGUGUCCUGGUUCACUCUGGUGCUCCAGUUGGAUAUAGUGGUUCUCAGAGGCUAUUAUCUUCUGUAAUUAAUGUAGAGAAGGUUGCAAUUGACAGAGUGAUCAGAGAUGAGAAUAACAAAGCCAAAAAAGAUUUAGUUGAGUUUGCUUUUAACUCUCCUUUGAAUCUCCACAAAACAAUAACUCAUGAAACAAAAGAAGUUGAAGUGGGGCCCUUUAAACUAAAGCUCCAAAAAGUUCUUUCUAAUCGCUUAAUGCUUUCAGAGAUUUGUCGCAGUUACAUAGACGUCAUUGAAAGGCAGCUGGAAGUUCCUGGUCUCUCAUCAUCUGCACGUCUAGUUUUGAUGCAUCACGUGACAAUCUGGGAAUUGAUAAGAGUUCUUUUUUCUGAAAAGGAAAAUAGCGGACAGUCGAAGUCUGUGGGUGAUGACAAUGAGGAAGACAUGAUGCAGGAUCUGAAGGAAGGUUCACUUGAAAUUGACCAGGAAUCACUUCCUCUUAUCCGACGAGCAGAUUUCAGUUGUUGGUUGCAAGAAAGUGUUUGCCAUCGUGUCCAAGAAGAAGUAAGCUCUUCGAAUGAAUCUAGUUAUCUAGAACACAUUUUCUUACUAUUGACUGGGCGACAACUGGUUGGAGCUGUGGAAAUGGCUGUUUCCAGAGGAGAUGUUAGACUGGCCUGUUUGUUGAGUCAAGCUGGUGGAUCCACAGUGAACCGUGCUGAUGUGGCACGGCAGCUUGAUCUUUGGAGGAUCAAUGGGCUGGACUUCAAAUUCAUUGAGAAGGAGAGAAUAAGGCUAUAUGAAUUGCUUGCUGGUAAUAUUCAUGACGCAUUAAAUGGUUUUCAAAUUGACUGGAAGAGGUUUUUAGGAUUAUUGAUGUGGUAUCGGUUGGCGCCUCAAACAUCUUUGCCCAUUAUUUUCCAAACUUAUCAGCACCUGCUUCAUGAAGGUAAGGCUCCAUAUCCACUUCCAAUUUACAUUGAUGAAGGACCAGUAGAAGAGGCUAUAAAUUUCUCAGGGAGACACUUUGAUCUCGCAUAUUACCUUAUGCUUCUUCAUGCCAAUGGAGAGGGUGAAUUUGGCUUUCUGAAGACCAUGUUUAGUGCCUUCUCUUCAACAAAUGACCCACUUGACUACCAUAUGAUCUGGCAUCAGCGAGCAGUGUUGGAAGCUGUGGGCAUUUUCUCUUCUAAUGAUCUUCAAGUUCUUGACAUGAGUCUUGUUUCCCAGCUGUUGUGUAUUGGGCAAUGUCAUUGGGCUAUCUAUGUUGUCCUUCACAUGCCAUUCCGAGAGGAUUAUCCAUAUCUCCAAGCUACCCUUAUUCGGGAAAUUUUGUUUCAGUAUUGUGAAACUUGGAGUUCAGAUGAAUCACAACGCCAAUUUAUUGAGAACCUUGGCAUUCCAUCAGCAUGGUUGCAUGAGGCUAUGGCAGUUUACUUCAGUUACCAUGGGGAUCUCUCAAAGGCCCUUGAACACUAUCUUGAAUGUGCAAACUGGCCAAAGGCUCAUUCUAUUUUCAUAACUUCAGUGGCCCAUUCAUUGUUUUUAUCAGCCAAUCAUUCAGAGGUUUGGAGGCUUGCUACUUCGAUGGAGGACCACAAGUCUGAAAUUGAAAACUGGGACUUGGGAGCUGGAAUUUAUAUAUCAUUUUAUUUGAUAAGAAGUUCAUCACAGGAAAACAACAAUACUAUAAGUGAACCAGAUACUCUUGAGGGCAAAAAUUCUACUUGUGGGGACUUCCUUGAUCAUCUGAAUGAAUCUUUGGCAAUUUUUGGUGACAGGUUACCAAUUGACGGAAGGGUUGCAUACUCGAAGAUGGCAGAAGAGAUAAGCGAAUUACUUUUAUCUGAUGUUAAUGAGGGUUUGACACGUGAUGCUCAGUUAAGUUGCUUUGACACUGUAUUCAAUGCUCCGGUUCCCGAGGAUCUCCGCUCAAAUCAUCUGCAGGAUGCUGUGUCUCUCUUCACAUGUUAUCUUUCAGAAAUGGCGACAUAGUUUUUGCGGCUUCUUCUUCUAAUCACUGUUUGAAGUUUUCUACCUCCAAAGCAAAAGUCGAGCUGGAAAUCAUAAUUUUUUUUUUUUCCCAGUGAAGCUCUUGAUUGAAUAUCUGCAUUUGUGUGUUACGGUAAUUAAGUGAGUGGGAACCCUCUUUUGAGUAUGAAAGGUUUUGUACGAGGUAGUUAACAAAGUGUUUUCUAUGUGGUAAUUAAGAAACAGCAUAAAUUUGAUUAUAGAAUUGUAUUAAACGAAGUUCUCCGAGAUCAUCAUAUAAAAAAUUAGUCUGAAAUACUGAAAUUUCGAUCAAAA